This is a messenger RNA of Acanthocheilonema viteae, 349 nucleotides long. The record is from the annotation of a GenBank genome assembly. Lineage: Eukaryota; Metazoa; Nematoda; Chromadorea; Rhabditida; Onchocercidae.
AUGUUGUUCAUUUGUGGAGGUGUUGGUUGUUAUAAAAAGGAUUUCCCGGAAAAAGUUUUGAAAGCUUUUAAUCCAAUGUUUUGUUCGAUAGUUUGCAUUGAUCCACCUGGCUAUGGUACUAGUCGUCCUCCCAAUAGGCGACAAGAAAUAAAUCGAUGUAUGAAAGAUGCACCUUUCUGUAUUAAACUUAUGCAACAAUUAAAUCUAACACCUUUCACAGUAUUGGGAUGGAGUGAAGGUAGCCGAACAGCAAUUCACGUAGCUGCACGUGGAAAGCAACUUGUCAACAAUAUGAUAUUGCUUUCUGCAGCUACUCGUAUUGAUUCACGUGCUGCACGAGUCACUUAUG